Messenger RNA from Rotaria socialis, 246 nucleotides. NCBI's taxonomy places the organism in Eukaryota, Metazoa, Rotifera, Eurotatoria, Philodinida, Philodinidae. The record is from the annotation of a GenBank genome assembly.
AUGGGCCAAUGCUGUUACGCAUAUUUCUGUUUUUCCUGUUUUGUUCUGUCGAUCGCAAGAAAGAUCGAUGAAUCGUGUAUAUCGUGUUGCUGCGUUCCUGGUGCACUUGUUGUAUACUGCAUGAAAAUUAGAUCAAUUCUUCGCAUUCAGGGUGAUUCUUGUGAUGACUAUUGUGCUGUCACAUGUUGUCCAUGUUGUGCUGCAGUUCAGAUGCGAAAUGAGCUCAUUGAACGAGGACUUGGUUAA